CAACAACUUGAAAACCUUCAAAUUUCCUGCUAGCAGUUUAGACAUUGGGCUGUUUCCUCACUGACACGUGUCUCUUCAUACGUCUCUAAUUUUACUCUCUCGGCUGAAUGUGGAUGACAUUUGAGGAAGAUGAUUGACAAUGAUAUUUAUUCUCUAUCACAGUCUUCUGAACCUCCAGCCCAGAAUGACUACAGACCACAGCAAAAAGUUUCUUCUUCCAGGUCCCGCCUCUCGUGCCAUGUGGCAAUAGCGUUGGGACUUCUGAACACCCUUCUAGUGUGUUCUCUGCUUUUUCAGUGGAUUCUGUGCCAGGGUUCCACUCCCAGUUGUCCUAGCUGCCCAGACUUCUGGGUGAGGUAUGGCAACCACUGUUACUACUUCUCAGUGGAGAAAAAUGACUGGGACUCUAGUCUGGAAUUCUGCCUAACCGAAGACUCCCACCUCCUUAUGCUUACAGGCAACCAGGAAAUGAGCCUGCUUCAGCCCUUCCUCAAAGAAGACUUUUACUGGAUUGGUCUGAGGAACAGUUCUGGCUGGAGGUGGGAAGAUGGAUCAGCCCUAAACUUUUCAAGGGUUACUUCAAACAGCUUGAUACAGAAGUGUGGUACCUUCAGCAAAAAUGGUUUCCUAGGCUCUAGCUGUGAGGCUCUUUUACAGUGGGUCUGUAAGAAGGUCAGACUUUGAUGGGUCCAAUCUGUCCUAUAGCUCCCUAAAAAGAGGGACCCAGCCUCUAGGUGCUGGGAUAGUCAUGAGUGUAUAUUUAGUGAAUGCUGAAACUCCUAGAACAUGGCAUUAGAUAUAAGAUUGAUGCGAUUUCCCUGGGACUGAUGGUUUAUUGCUGGACUCUCUUUAAGAACAGUUAGAUAUUAUCUUAACAAUUGAAAGAUCAGACCUAGGAAAAUAUGUACCUUCAUAUUUUCACCCCCCAUUCCCACUGUCUCUGUCAAAAAUGUACCUUUUUUGUGUUAAUUAUGGUCUGAACUGGUCUGAUGAAAUCCAGUUGCUAAUGUACUACAGAAUUUUGAUGUAUGUUAAUACAGGUUGACAUGUUACUUAUCCCCAAUAAUAUGUUUUUCUCCUAACUGUGACCCUUUGCAGAUACAGCUUUAUUCUAAGGAAUAAUGCCAGUAGCGAGAACAGAAGUUGUAGAAAGUGGAUAAAAACAGGGUGAUGCUUUCUGCUUCUUAGCUCUCUACCACGUAGAGACUUGGCCUUGGCCGCAUUUAACUGUUCUGGCUAUGCAUAAAUGUGGAUGAAUAAACCAAUGUAUGACCAUA
Messenger RNA from Hyaena hyaena (striped hyena), 1277 nucleotides. It is a transcript of the gene KLRG1, whose product is annotated as killer cell lectin like receptor G1. NCBI's taxonomy places the organism in Eukaryota, Metazoa, Chordata, Mammalia, Carnivora, Hyaenidae. The record is from RefSeq and is a predicted model, not a curated record. The transcript has 5 exons. The coding region runs from base 130 to 684 and encodes 184 amino acids.